AUGGUCCUUGUUCCUGGCUGGGACUGCUUUUUCAGUCUCCCUAAACAAAAGAAAGGAUCAACGACUCCCUACCGAGAGUUAUCUAAAGACGACCAAAUAGGAGGUUAUCCUAACUUCGAGCAGCUUGAACUUCUCUCGUUCGACCCUAAAACUAUAGAUUCUGAGGGUCGCUGCGUCAUUCUCGAAUUUCCAGCCUUCGUUUUAUUGGGGGUCUACUGCCCUGCCAAUCGUGACGAAAAUCGCGAUGCUUUCCGCUCUGAUUUUUUGAACGCCCUAGACAUGCGAGUUAGGAAUUUAAUAGCCAUUGGAAAAAGAGUCAUAGUAAUGGGAGACUUGAAUGUUUCAAGUGACAUAUUGGAUUCGGCUCAUGCAAUCGAAGCUAUUCGCAAAUGCAAGCUAACAGAACUCGAAUUCCUCUCGUCGCCGCCUCGUCUAUUGUUUAAUCAACUUGUAAAAGGAGGUAAGCCAGGAACACAUGAGAUCGAACAAAAGCCCCAGGUCCUACUUGACUUAUGCAGAAACUUUCACCCAAAUCGACAAGGGAUGUAUACGUGUUGGGAGCAAAGGAUCAAUGCUCGUCCUGGAAAUUAUGGCGCAAGAAUCGACUAUGUGCUAUGUAGUAUGGAUAUGGAGGAUUGGUUUGUAUGGUCUGAUAUCCAGGAAGGUUUAAUGGGAUCAGAUCACUGUCCAGUAUACGCUUUAAUCAAAGACACAGUGAGAUAUCGUGAUGCCGACCGCAGUAUUUGGGAUAUCGUGAACCCUCCGGGUGUCUUUCACGCAGGACUUCGCAAGCAACCAGCUAUCCUGACCUCACUACCUCUCUCGGGGAGAUUGAUACCUGAAUUCCACCGUCGCAGAAGUUUAAAAGAGAUGUUCCAAGCAAAAUCAACUCCUGCAAGUGAGCUCAUGGGCAGAGCGCCAGAUCUACCACAUAAUCCGCGCAGUUUGCAACAACUAAAAAGUCCUGAUUCAGCCUGGAAUGACGGAGUGAAGGGGGCAUCUACGGCAGACUACCAAACUGCUAAGAGAACUCCUGCGAACAAAAUUUCACCUCGCCCUGUUAAGCGUUCAAGAAAACUUGUGGAUACAUCAUCCAAUUUAUCCAAGGGCCAGCAAACACUUGCGCACUUCAUGGAGCAAAUCCCACCAACCCAAAUAUCCAAGGCUGCCAAUUACGAUGUAACAUUAAAUGACCCGGGUUGUGUACCCCUGGCUAAUAAGAGCUCCUUCAAGGAAAGGAGGACGAUUUCAACAGAAAAUACGCCGGACCCUGCUGCUAAAGAAUCAUGGGCGAAGCUGUUUACAAGAAAGGCGCCUCCCAGGUGUGAAGGGCACAAUGAGCCUUGUAUUGUCUUGGUCACCAAAAAAGCAGGCCCUAAUUGUGGGAGAUCUUUCUGGAUAUGUCCAAGACCGCUCGGUCCUAGUGGCGACAAAGAGAUCGGAACACCGUGGCGCUGCCCUACAUUUAUUUGGUGUAGCGAUUGGAAAUCCCAAGAGUAA
Molecule: messenger RNA, 1500 nt
Organism: Uncinocarpus reesii 1704
Lineage: Eukaryota; Fungi; Ascomycota; Eurotiomycetes; Onygenales; Onygenaceae
Exons: 3
Coding region: 1-1500 (499 amino acids)
Biological process (GO): base-excision repair
Cellular component (GO): nucleus
Molecular function (GO): double-stranded DNA 3'-5' DNA exonuclease activity; phosphoric diester hydrolase activity; DNA binding
Source: RefSeq, a predicted model, not a curated record